UUUUUAAAUCACCGCGCAAUUAUGCGACUGUUCACCCCUCAUAUUCUGAGCCUCUUCGGAGCCGUGACGGCUACUUUCGCUGCCAAUACCGGAAAAAGUAACUCGGAUGCUGUGCCUUUGACCCGGGAGACAUUUUACGAUUUUAUGGAGAAGCAUGAGUUGGUUUUAGCCAAUUUCUACGCGCCGUGGUGUCGUUACUCCAGAGCACUGGCCCCUAAGUUCGAGCAAGCAGCUACGGCGCUGAAACAUGACAAUAUUCCCCUGGUUAAGGUGAACUGCGACUAUGAGGACGAGCUAUGCUCAGAUAUCGGGAUUGGCUGGUAUCCUACGUUGAAAGUGUUCCGUGGACCUGAAUCGCAUGAGCCAUAUGAUGGCAAUCAGGAAGCAGACUCGAUUAUCUCACAUAUGAUGGAUGAGUCGAUUUCCACUGGGGCUGGUGCAGGCUUGUAUUUGCAAUCAUAUCAUUAAACUAGCAUCAUAGACCCAUUAAUUCAAUACAAUGUAUCAAGCAUUUUGUGACGACUUCGCACUGCGUGCCAGGCUGAUGUACUGAGAUGUUUUCUUUGUUUGCUCUGUUUGGUUGGUUUGUCGUAUCCGUCGCAGAGUUGACGGUGCGUCGCUAGCUUGGGAAGUGGAUUAUCCUGGCUUCAGCUGACCUGAAUGUCUGGGAUUAGUGCAGUCCUGCUAUCAUCACAAUGUUCAAUAAUAAGAGAUGGAACUAUUCAGACUCCCAACAAGUAAUGUGAAUCUUUAGCUAACCGCAGUCGAGUGGUUAUUUACUAUAUGACGUUGUGCA
This is a messenger RNA of Aspergillus wentii DTO 134E9, 796 nucleotides long. Its product is annotated as protein disulfide isomerase family protein. Gene Ontology annotation, cellular component: endoplasmic reticulum. Gene Ontology annotation, molecular function: protein disulfide isomerase activity. The record is from RefSeq and is a predicted model, not a curated record. The coding region runs from base 22 to 468 and encodes 148 amino acids. Lineage: Eukaryota; Fungi; Ascomycota; Eurotiomycetes; Eurotiales; Aspergillaceae. The transcript is spliced from 2 exons. Gene Ontology annotation, biological process: protein folding; response to endoplasmic reticulum stress.